CUGUUACUCUAAUGUUUUGUUUAUACAUAUAGGUUUGGGUUAGGUGGUCUAUGCGUGGAGGCAUUACCGAUUAAUUGCUUUAAUUUUACUGCUAGCCGUCCUUGCAUGAGAAUCUCUUUCUUAAUGUUUCAUUAUGAGUGGCUUUUUCCCUUUUUCGCUACCCUCCGAUAUUUAUCCACUUGUUUUAGGUACUUGGGCUAAGAAGACCAUAUAAUUAUAUUAUAAAUACUAUAAGUAGAUCUUUUGCAAAUGGCAUAGUCACCACUCAUUACUCAUUUGUUGUGAAUUAUUUUGUUAUUACAUGUUCUCUUCACCUAGUUUUGCUACAUUUUACUUUUUUUUUUUUUUCAAUUGUUUUCUUCCUUCAUAGCUCUAACUUAAUAGUUUUCAUCUGCCUGAAACUCUUGACUGUGUUCUAGCUCCUGUGUCCAAGGAAAAGAUCGGUAUGAUAGGAAGGCUUUUGCGUUAAACAUUGUGCUCUAAUGACUUGUUAAGAUAUUGCAAAUUACCAUGGUAAGCUUGAGAAGGCGCAGACUUUUGGGACUAUGCUCAGGGAACAGCUCCUUUGUCACUCCACUUCCUCUGUAUUGUGAGAAUUUAAUUGCUUAUGAACAAUCAACUCAGCGUGCUAAACUUAAGAGCUCAAAUCCUGUGGCAUCAGAUGAUACAAGCAUUCUGGACAGUAAUACCGUUGUGAAAGAAGAACCAGGCUCCUCCAAUGCAUCUGGCUCUAGCCCAUCAAAGGAGCAGCCCAGUGAACAAGUUUCAGGACCUCCUAUCAAGCGCAGAAAGCGGCACAGGAGAAAGAAUUCACAUAAUCAAGAAGCAUGUCUCAUGAGAGGUGUCUAUUUCAAAAAUAUGAAAUGGCAAGCAGCUAUAAAGGUGGACAAGAAACAGAUCCAUCUGGGGACUGUUAGUUCACAGGAAGAGGCUGCUCACUUGUACGAUAGGGCUGCUUUCAUGUGUGGGAGGGAGCCAAACUUUGAGCUACCAGAACCAGAGAAGCGCGAACUGCGUAAAUUCAAAUGGGAAGAAUUUCUUGCAAUGACGAGGCAGGCAAUAACCAGCAAAAAACACAAGAGAAAGAUUGGCCCGGGCUCACGCAGGUCGGAGCUUCCUCCGGUGCCGAAACAUGAAUGGGACAGUAAGCAAGGAGCAAGUGGAUCCUCUGCUUGCGAAGAUGUAGAGCAAGAAUUAUCAGUCCCUUGA
Messenger RNA from Neltuma alba, 1209 nucleotides. RefSeq names its product ethylene-responsive transcription factor-like protein At4g13040. Gene Ontology annotation, biological process: regulation of DNA-templated transcription. The transcript has 6 exons. The record is from RefSeq and is a predicted model, not a curated record. Lineage: Eukaryota; Viridiplantae; Streptophyta; Magnoliopsida; Fabales; Fabaceae. Gene Ontology annotation, molecular function: DNA-binding transcription factor activity; DNA binding. The coding region runs from base 511 to 1209 and encodes 232 amino acids.